AUGAAGUGGUUUCCUCACGAAACAAAAUUUACCAAGGAUACAAGUAUGAAUAAUUGUGGAGUUGGAGGGGGGGCAGUAGGUGCUGCGGGAGGAGGAGGAGCAUAUGACGCCAAAAUAGCAGGAUUGUACGAUCUUUUAGACACUCUUGGAUCUGGACAUUUUGCUGUUGUAAAAUUAGCUCGUCAUGUUUUCACCGGUGAAAAAGUUGCUGUUAAAGUAAUUGACAAAAGUAAAUUAGAUGAUGUCUCUAAAUCACAUUUAUUUCAAGAGGUUCGCUGUAUGAAAUUGGUCCAGCAUCCAAAUGUCGUGCGCCUGUAUGAAGUAAUAGAUACACAAACAAAAUUGUAUUUAAUAUUAGAAUUAGGCGAUGGAGGUGACUUGUAUGAUUACAUUAUGAGACACGAAUCCGGGCUAUCGGAAUCUCUUGCUCGUGAUUAUUUCCGCCAAAUCGUUCGCGCUAUCUCAUAUUGCCAUAGGUUACAUGUUGUGCACCGAGAUUUGAAACCUGAAAAUGUAGUAUUCUUCGAAAAACUAGGCAUUGUAAAAUUAACAGAUUUUGGAUUUAGUAAUAAAUUUUGUCCGGGUCAAAAACUGGAAACAUCAUGUGGAUCGUUAGCUUAUUCAGCUCCGGAGAUACUUCUUGGGGACUCAUAUGAUGCACCGGCUGUUGAUGUGUGGUCUCUUGGUGUCAUACUUUAUAUGCUUGUUUGUGGUCAAGCUCCAUUUCAAGAGGCCAAUGAUAGUGAAACAUUGACAAUGAUUAUGGAUUGUAAAUAUACAAUACCACAACAUAUAUCCAAUUCUUGCAAAAGACUUAUUGGAAGGAUGUUAGUAAGGGAACCUGAAAAACGUGCAACACUUUCGGAAAUUGCUACAGACCCCUGGGUAACAGCCGGAGAGGGGGUUACUAUAGAAGAUUUUGAUACACCCUUAGUUGCAAAAGAGCAACUUUCAGAGGAAGACCGCACUGCCAUAAUUCAAAGAAUGGUAAACGGCUCCAUUGCUAGCAAAGAAUGUAUUUUGGAAUCAUUAGAAAAAAAUGAAUACAAUCAUAUCACCGCUACCUAUUAUCUUUUGGCAGAGAGAAAACUUAGAUCUAAAAGGCAGGAGGCGACCCGCAGCGCUCGGCGACCGGAGGUGCUGAGCGUGGCGCGCGGUGCUGCGGUCGCCGCCCCAGCGCCUGCCGCGCGCUCGCUCCUCGCGCCCCCGCCGCUGUCCGCCGCGCCGCGCACCCCGCAGGACGUGCCGCCCAGGUCUCGAAAGUGUAGCAUCGUGCGCGAGGAGGAGGAUGACGAGGAGGCUACGGUCGCUGGCGGCGCUCGCCACGUGGACGCUCGCCGAGGCUCGCGCUCCGAGGGACGUCUGCACCUCGCCGCCCGCGUGGCGCAUCAAGCACCCGCAGCGGCCACCGCCACGCAGCGUCCAGCCUUACUCGCAGAUAAUCUCACCAAGGUGAAUCUCGACGACGAGGCGAGCACAGAAAUGGCGUCGCGCAGUGCUCCACCGGCUGCCCCGCCGCCCGCGCGGCGCCAGCGCCUCGAGUGUCGUCGUCGGCGCACUCGCGCGGGCUCGUGCUCGUCCUCCGACUUAUCAGACGAUGAUUCUGAGAAGAAAAAACGGGCCGCCGAACACUCAGAUUGCCCUCCCGAACGGGCGCGUCGUGAUUCACACGACGAUUCUAGCGAUAGCCAGGAACGCGGCGGGGGCGCUGGCGCUAUAGGAGGAAGCCGCGGAACGAGUCGCGCAACCGCCCCCGCGGCAGCCCCCGCCGAGCGCGGAGCGGGCGGGGCGGCAGGCGAUGGCCGCGCGGGCGGCCCGGCUGGAGCGACAGGCGGCCGCCGGCGUCGUGCUGCGCGUAAGGAGAGUCGCCUGCGGGAAUCACGUUCGUUGAACCGCAUCGCAGAGGUGGAGGAAGCUGGCGCAGGAGCGCGAUGGGGUGGCGCGGGGCUGGUGGCACUAUGUGGGCGACCUCUACUGCGAUUGUUAGCCGCGGCCCGUCCGCCUCCCUCGACUCGCCGUCUGCACGGCCUAUGCUAG
This is a messenger RNA of Arctia plantaginis, 2037 nucleotides long. The record is from the annotation of a GenBank genome assembly. Lineage: Eukaryota; Metazoa; Arthropoda; Insecta; Lepidoptera; Erebidae.